Messenger RNA from Polyodon spathula (Mississippi paddlefish), 700 nucleotides. It is a transcript of the gene mrpl58, whose product is annotated as mitochondrial ribosomal protein L58. The coding region runs from base 21 to 629 and encodes 202 amino acids. The record is from RefSeq and is a predicted model, not a curated record. Gene Ontology annotation, molecular function: translation release factor activity. Gene Ontology annotation, cellular component: mitochondrial large ribosomal subunit. Gene Ontology annotation, biological process: mitochondrial translational termination. Lineage: Eukaryota; Metazoa; Chordata; Actinopteri; Acipenseriformes; Polyodontidae. The transcript is spliced from 6 exons.
AUAAAAUAAAUCCAUUCAAGAUGGCAGCGUCCAUGCUCCGAAGGGUGUCUGUGUGUGCCUCACGAUUUAGUUUGGGAACUCUUCGGAUCCAGGCUGGAUUUCUUCACGGGAAUACAGGAAACGAUUUCAGAAGCGCUUAUAGUUUAGAGAAAAUCUAUCCAAAUUCGAGUUUCAACUACGGGAGCAGAGCUGUGGGUGGAGGACAGCAGACUGAUUGUGAUAUACCUGUAGAUCGCCUCACCAUUACCUACUGUCGAAGUAGUGGCCCUGGAGGCCAGAAUGUUAAUAAAGUAAACACAAAAGCUGAAGUCCGGUUCCACAUACAAACGGCUGAUUGGAUUCCUGAAGAUGUGCGACAAAAGAUGAUUUCUCAGCACACAAACCGAAUAAACAGAAGUGGUGAGUUGGUCAUCACCUCGGAAGUGAGCCGGUACCAGAUGCGCAAUCUGUCUGACUGUUUGCAGAAAAUCCGAGACAUGAUCACUGCUGCCAGCGUUAAACCCAAGCAGCCUUCCCAAGAAGACCUGGCUCUCCGACGCUACAGGAUAGACAAAAUGAACCGAGAACGUCUGCAACGAAAGAAAAUACACUCUGCAGUGAAGCAAAGCCGACGCGUGGAGUUUGACUGAAGGCGAUGCCAGAAUAUGAAGGAUGGCUGCUUUGAAGCAAUCUGUAAAGAAUAAAUGAAUGAUUUGUACAA